This is a messenger RNA of Gigantopelta aegis, 1124 nucleotides long. RefSeq lists its product as uncharacterized. The record is from RefSeq and is a predicted model, not a curated record. Lineage: Eukaryota; Metazoa; Mollusca; Gastropoda; Neomphalida; Peltospiridae. Gene Ontology annotation, biological process: DNA recombination; DNA integration. The coding region runs from base 1 to 1113 and encodes 370 amino acids. Gene Ontology annotation, molecular function: DNA binding. The transcript is spliced from 3 exons.
AUGUUCCGAAUCUUCAAUGUGAUGACUACAGACAUACAGGAUAGUUUGCAACAGGCUUUGUGGGCUUUGGAAUAUAAGAAGUUUGAUUAUUUGUCUGAGACGCUGAACGAAUGUAGUGACAAAUUGAAGGAACGUAAUAAACUGAUACGUAUUGCUGAUACUUCAGAAGGCGGUUGGGGAACAGUGUGCGAAUAUCAGGUUAACCCGCUUGCAAGCGACACGGAUGACGAGUCGCGUAUUUUCAAGGCGGAGGCUCGUGCUUUACGGAAGAAGAAAGUCUCGCGGAAUAAACCAGGGAAGAUCCGGUCUUCAAUGGGGGUGUCUAGUUCAGUUGGCAGUGGCGGUGGUGUUUCUAAUUCUCAGUGGGGAGGCUCCGUUGCGGUCCAUUCUGGGAAUAGAAUGGUAUUACAACAGGCUUCAAGGCGUUCGCCCUUUCGUGGUCAGUCCGGCCCUUAUUUCCGACAAGGGUCAAGUUUUGGCGGAGCCUGUUUCUCGUGUGGAGAAUUUUCACAUUUCCGAAAAGAUGCCCCUACUCAAGUCGAGUUAAACCCGACCAGUUCAGUGGGUCCAAGUGAGACGACAAAGAAAGCGGAAUGUUCUACACAGACUAAAGAAUUGACGGAUUUGUUUUUUCAGAGUUAUGCAGAGCAAAUAGACGAGCUACCAGAAGUAUUGGUGGACAAGGUGGACUUACUCCCGGAGUUACUUAAUAGUAAUCAAAGGAUUAUUUGUGCAUAUCUAUUGUCUUAUGCUGGGUUUCUAAGAAGUGAAGAGCUACUUCAUUUGCGACUUUCUGAUAUUGUGAUAGACAGUACUCAUAUGAGUUUGUUUAUAGAAUCGAGUAAAACUGAUAAGUAUCGUGAUGGUGCUUGGGUGCUGAUUGCUAGAACUGGUACCAAGUUGUGUCCAGUUGUUAAUAUUGAACCUUUUUUAACAUGGACAGCAAUGAGAGAUAUUGAGGAUAGAUAUCUUUUUUGUUGUUUUAGUGCUUUAAAAGAUGGAUAUAAACUCAGAAAUGUUGAGAAACCCAUCUCAUAUACUACUUUAAGGGAAUUGUUUCUUGAAGCUCUUGAAGUUCAGUCGGUCAGGCCUAGCGCUUAUAUCAAUAAAUAAUUCAAUAUUUA